Molecule: messenger RNA, 4131 nt
Organism: Salvelinus fontinalis (brook trout)
Lineage: Eukaryota; Metazoa; Chordata; Actinopteri; Salmoniformes; Salmonidae
Product: liprin-beta-1-like
Exons: 26
Coding region: 241-3102 (953 amino acids)
Biological process (GO): neuromuscular junction development
Cellular component (GO): presynaptic active zone
Molecular function (GO): protein binding
Source: RefSeq, a predicted model, not a curated record
AGAUGCCGUAGCCAGUAUACUCUUCCUCAAAAUAGUCAGAAUUAAUCUAAGAUAACUAAAUAAAUCUGUCAUUGGUUUGAAGUUUUUGCCGAAGAGAUCUUAGUUGCAUAAUUUUACAUCUAAGCUGUUUGGUGGUAUUUUUCAGCCGAAAAAGUCAGCAAAUAAUUAAUCUUGACGAUAACAUCGUUCAGAUUAUUUCAGUUAUCAGUUGGCAUGUCCAGUGAACAAUGAUUCUGCUUUAUGUGUUGUUGUUUUUUGAAGGGUGUGAACCAUCCAAGACAAUUGUGUCGGCAGCUUUAUAAAACUGGAAUUGUUUUCUGCUGGAAAAUGUUUGUGUGCGCAACUCCCUUUUCAGUUGCACUGCCAUCGCAGAUUUACAGUGGGGGGGAGGGGGUGAAGAUGAUGUCUGACGCCAGUGAGAUGUUGGCAGCCGCCUUGGAGCAAAUGGAUGGGAUCAUAGCAGGCUCCAAGGCCAUGGACUACUCCAAUGGGCUGUUUGACUACCAGUCGCCCACCUCUCCCUUCCUGGGAAGCCUGCGGGCGCUGCACCUGCUGGAGGACCUGCGGGCGGCGCUGGAGAUGAUGGACCAGGAUGAGAGGGAGGGCCUCCGCUGCCAGGUCCCUGACACCACCGCCGACGGCCUAGUGGAGUGGCUGCAGCAGGGACAACUGACCAACGGACAUGGUUCCGCCAUGAUCUACCAGGAACGACUGUCACGGGUGGAGAGCGAUAAGGAGUGUCUCGUCCUCCAGGUGAGUGUUCUCUCAGACCAGGUGGAGGUGCAGGGGGAGAAGAUCAGGGAUCUGGACAUGUGUCUGGAGGAGCACAGAGAGAAACUCGACGCCACUGAAGAAACGCUGCAGCAGGAGCUGUUGAGCAGGUCGACCCUGGAGACCCAGAAGCUGGAGCUGAUGACCGAGGUGUCCAGUCUGAAACUGAAGCUGACCAGUGUGGCGAGAGAUCUCAGGGAUAGUGAGGGGUUGUACCAGGAAGUCAAUGACCUGCGGUUCAGGGUGACUGAUAUGGAGAAUGAAAGACUGCAGUGUGAGAAGAAACUUAAAUCCACCAAAGAGGAACUGCAAACUCUUCAGAGGCAGCUGGAGGAGCUGAGGAGGCUAAAAGACCAGGCUACACACGGAGUCCUGACCCCAGACAGAACAGAUGGAGAGAAAGAUGUGGAUGUGCUGAGGAUGAAGAGGGCCAUGGAGUCCCUGAUGUCAGCUAACAAUGACAAGGAUCGGAGGAUUGAGGAGCUUCAGGAGUCGAUCACACGGUACAAAAAGGUCCAGGACUUGGUGAAAGACACACUGAGUGAAGACGAUUACGAUGACAUCCAGGAUGACAGAUCCCCCUCCAUUCAGGUCGCCAUGGAUACAGACCAGGCCACCCUGGCAGUUGGGGAGGAGACAGGACGGAGCUGUGACGAGAUUCCAUCUAUUGCAGUGUUUUCAGAGCUGGAGCAGGAGAGACUGAUACAGGAACCAGACAUAGACAGUCCACCAGAAGUCCCACCACAUUCAGCAGGUAGCCUGGGCCACAUAAACAGCAACACAGAGCAGACAACAAUUGAGGAGCCCAGCCCCCCAUCCACCUCCCCAUCAAACCCCACCAGUAAUGAAAGCUUUGGGACCAAGAAGGCCCGCUCCUCCUUUGGACGUGGUUUCUUCAAGAUGCGUGGAGGCAAGAGGACGUCUAGUGCCCCAAAUCUGGAUCGCAGCCGGAGUGCGAGUGCGCCUACGUUGGCUGAGACCGAGCGUAAGGGCACAGACCACUUGGAUUUGGCUGGUGCCCCGCCACACAAACCUCAGGGAGGCGACAGCAGCCAGACCGUACCUUCCUCACCAGAGGCCAAGAAGAAGUCCAGAGGCUUUAUGAAGUUCUUAGGCAGGCUGAAGAGAAGUCACUCCACCUCGCUAGACCUGGAGGAGACCGAGUUCAGGAGGGGAGGAGUCAGAGCCACGGCCGGCCCCCGACUGGGCUGGUCACGUGACCUUCAGCACAGCGCCGAUGAUGUGGAUGCUCCCUUUGCGCAGUGGAGUAAGGAGCAGGUGUGUGUGUGGCUGCAGGAGCAGGGCCUGGGGCUGCAUGUGGCUCAAGCCCAGCAGUGGAUCCGCUCAGGAUUCACUCUGCUGCAGGCCUCCCAGCACGACCUGGAGAAGGAGUUGGGGAUCAAACAGCCCCUCCACAGGAAGAAGCUGCAGUUAGCUCUCCAGGCACUGGGAUCAGAGGAGGAUGUCAGCAAGGCCAAAUUGGACCACAACUGGGUGACCAGAUGGCUUGAUGACAUUGGUCUGCCGCAGUAUAAGAGCCAGUUUGAUGAGGGGAGGGUCGAUGGGAGAAUGCUACACCACAUGACUGUGGAUGACCUGCUGUCUCUAAAGGUGGGCAGUGUUCUCCACCACCUCAGCAUCAAGAGAGCCAUCCAGGUCCUCCGGCUCAACUUCUACGAGCCCAACUGCCUCCGCCGACGGCCCUCUGACGAGAACAACAUCACGCCAGGGGAGAUCUCCCAGUGGACCAAUCACAGAGUGAUGGAGUGGCUGAGAUCAGUGGACCUGGCUGAGUACGCUCCUAACCUGAGGGGCAGCGGUGUGCACGGGGGGGUCAUGGUGCUGGAGCCUCGCUUCAACGUGGAGUCCCUAGCCCUCCUGCUCAACAUCCCUCCCAACAAGACCCUGCUGCGCCGCCACCUGGCCACCCACUUCCACCUGCUCAUCGGCUCCGCUGCCCAGCGCAGCAAACAGGAGUGUCUGGAGAACCCUGACUACACCCUGCUCACUGCCACCGCCAAGGUCAAGCCCAGAAGACUGCCGUUCGGUGGCUUCGGGACCCUGCGUAAGAAGCGCCAGGAGGACAGCGAGGAGUACGUGUGCCCCAUGGAUGUGGAGAUGCCCAAGAACAGCAGCUUCCAGGGGGGCCUGAGGAUCUACGAGGACGACCUGGACCAGAUGGAGGACUCAGAAGGGGCUGUGAGGCAGAUAGGAGCAUUUUCGGAGGAAAUCGACAACCUGACGAGCAUGCUGAAGGAGGAUGAGUUCUUCAGCGAGGUCUCCUCUCGCUCCCCCGAGGCCAGCGUCACCGAUGACGACUCCAACUUGUGAGGGAGGGUCCCCGCCAAUUAAAUGUAUUAACUUAAGAUGACUGACACGGGGUGCUGUUUUGCAGCCACCACACAGCCAUUUUGUUACUCCUCCAUUGUAAAAAAAGAUUUUAGAAGCGCAUUAAUGUCUACAUUUGUUUUUGACAAGUAUAUUCUAUUAGACACCUUUAAUGCAUACUUUGAAAUGAUGUGACCUGAACAUAAAAAUACAAGGUAGUACUAAUGAUACUGUCCCCACUACAACAAACGUUUUAUUGAAGUGCUGUAGAAUUCAUUCCUAUGGAGGAGUGCUCCUUCUGAGGAGUACCAAUAUGGCUGACCGGUGGCUUCAAAGCCUCAUUGGCAGUUACAUAGCAUUAGCAAUCCAGGGUUUAUACACAUCAUUGGCGUCGCCAUGCAAACACCCCCCCACCCCCACACACCUUGAUAAGCUGUCUUCUACAACCUGAGACCACCUAUGCCCUUAGACUUACGUCGUUUCUGCAUUCCAAGGUGAAGUUAUACAUGUGUAUUUAUUUAAGUUGUUGAAAUGUAACGCAUGACUUGAGUUUCAACAUAGGAGCAUUUACUUUAGUGUUACAGAACAGUUUUUUAUAUAUUUGUUUGAAUAUCCACAUGAGUCCCUGUACUUAAAUGGUAUGCCCUUGUCCUGACUUAUUUUUGGAACCCUCUCACUCCUAUUAGCAAUUAUAUAACCUAAAAGAUUGGUCAACUCGCAGUGGGACACUUAGAUCUGAAGUCAAAACAUUGCAGUCUGGCUUAAUCCAUAAUUUCCUCUCCAUGUUCUCUCAUUUGAUGCUCCUAUCUGCAUGUUUUGUCCCAAAGUAAUUCAAUAUUAUCACUUUGUCCUGCCAUGUUGUUGAAUUUUAGGAACAUGGGAUCCCAACGUUCUAGAAUGUAAACACCAGAAAGCAAUAUUGUUUUGCAAGCCCUAACCAUAUCAGUGAACACAAUGUAAUGUACUGUGUACUGUUUCUAUGCAUAAUUUUUGUGAAGAAUUGUCAAUAAAAACAUGGGCUACACGACUGUG